Chaetomium fimeti is the source of this 697-nucleotide messenger RNA. RefSeq lists its product as uncharacterized. The coding region runs from base 215 to 580 and encodes 121 amino acids. Lineage: Eukaryota; Fungi; Ascomycota; Sordariomycetes; Sordariales; Chaetomiaceae. The record is from RefSeq and is a predicted model, not a curated record. The transcript is spliced from 2 exons.
UAGUAGGAGUAGUGGGAGUGGUAGUGGGAGUAUUGGUAAUGGUAGUGGGAGUAUUGGUAAUGGUAAUGGUAAUGGUAAUGGUAGUGGGAGCUCUGCUGGUGAUGGCGAUGGGUCGCGAACUAAAGGGACGAGGUCGAGGUUGGGGAAUGGGCAAGGGGGUUCUACUAGUGCGCGCAGCGAGGCGGACCAGGACAAUUCGGGAACGACAGCGGUGAUGACUGACUGGGAAAUGGUGCCGGGCAGGAUCUCCGUGGGCUCGGGGGCGGAUACCGAGAACAUCGCAUUCUCCUACUCCUACCUCGCCGAGGAUCGCCCAGGGCCCGUAGCCGACGGCGUGAAGUUCCAGGUGGUCGAGGUCCCCGGCGGCGGCAGCAUGCGGUGGGCGGCGGUCGGGAUGGGGAUGCGGCUGUGCUCGGUUGCGUCCGGCACGGUGCGCGUGUGGUUGUCGGAGCAGGACCAGUUCGCUAUCGGCCCCAAUGGCAUGUGGAAGGUCCGGCCGGGCGUGGCGUGCACCGUGCUAAAUCCUUCCCCCGUGGCGGCUGUGCUGCACGUUACGACGUUCGGGGAGCACGCGGUAUGAGGAUAUGGGGCCGGGGAGUUGAAGGAGCUCGGGGUUGUUGAUAUGGGGCCCCAACUCGGCGUUCCAGCACGGUGUUCCUACACAAUGACUCAGUUCAUGAUGAUGAGAGUUCAGACG